Messenger RNA from Cercospora beticola, 876 nucleotides. RefSeq lists its product as uncharacterized. NCBI's taxonomy places the organism in Eukaryota, Fungi, Ascomycota, Dothideomycetes, Mycosphaerellales, Mycosphaerellaceae. The record is from RefSeq and is a predicted model, not a curated record.
AUGGCUGUCGCAGAGCAUCGUGAGGUUGAGAUCCGAAGGCUUGGGAAACGAGAGUUGGGUCGACAUGCAUUCGAAGAUCGCAUGCCCGAUCGCAUAGCAGAUCUUAUCAGCAAAGAAGGUGAACGAAACCGAGUUCGUAAUGUAAUUCCCAAGCUUGCGCAGCAUCUCCAGCAGGAUUCAGACAACGGAUAUGCGUACUUGUGCACGACAGGCGUCGUGCAGGUUCACAAGCUCAAGAAUGAAGGCGGGCAUUUUUGCGGGUACCGGAAUAUUCAAAUGCUUCUUUCUUGCCUUCCCGGCUUGAUACUAAGUUUGGGACCAAGUAUCUCACUUGACAAGUGCAGUAUCUUCGAUAUCCAGGAAGUGAUCGAAAGCGCGUGGGAUGCCGGAUUUAACCUGCACGGCCGCAUUGCGACUGGAGGCAUUCGAGGGAGCAGGAAACAUAUUGGGACACCUGAGGCAGAAGCCCUCAUGUUGAGUCUCCAUAUCCCAUGCACAGGACAUGCUUUCGAGGGCAGAGACGCAUGGCACGAGUUGCUCGACUUCGUAGAGAAGUACUUUUCGCAGGCCAAUGACAAUUCAGGAUCGAGUAUUGUCUGUCAAACUGGUCUCAUGCCGCUGUUUUUCCAACGAUCUGGACACAGCAUGACUAUCGUCGGCCUCCAGAAGACUCGAUCAGCAAAGCGUUCGUUGCUGGUUUUCGAUCCAGCCUGGCAAGCUCCAUCAGCGAUACUGGGGCCGGAAGAUGUCAAUGCACAGUCUCGUUGGAAACGACACCGGACUCUGAAGAUUUAUCGCAAAUCUGAACGAUACUUGAAGCGCUUCAGCGGAUUCGAGAUCCUGGAGAUUCGGGUGCCCGGAAAGCUCGACGCGUGA